Messenger RNA from Pseudomyrmex gracilis, 961 nucleotides. RefSeq names its product proteasome assembly chaperone 2. Gene Ontology annotation, biological process: proteasome assembly. The transcript is spliced from 2 exons. The record is from RefSeq and is a predicted model, not a curated record. Gene Ontology annotation, cellular component: cytosol; nucleus. Lineage: Eukaryota; Metazoa; Arthropoda; Insecta; Hymenoptera; Formicidae. Bases 94 to 855 code for a protein of 253 amino acids.
UUCGUUGCCGGAGUUGCCGGCUUGCGACAAAUUACUCGGCAGUAUUUGCCUCGUAUUUUGAACGAGCGAAGAGUGGAGUUCGAACGCGAGAAAAUGAUCAAAUUGACGCGUGACAUCAGUCUUGAAAAUUACACGCUGAUCUUGCCGUCGGUCGCGGUUGGAAAUGUCGGACAAUUGUCGGUCGAUUUGCUCGUUGCGAAUCUUAACCUCGAGAAAAUCGGUCAGAUUUUCAGCACGGCGUUCGUGCCCAUCGUCGGCGCGAACGCUUACGACGAAAAAUCGAACGAGCUCGUCACGGCGAUUGACAUUUACGCCGGGACCGAGGAGCAAAGAAUUGUCGUGGUGCAAAUUCGUUCGCCGUACGUGGCCGACCUAACCGAAUUCUUCGAGGAGCUGAAGCAAUUUGUCAUUGACAGAAAAAUAGCCAAGGUAAUUGUUCUGGCCAGUUCUUACGACUACGAGAGGAGAGAAAUCCAACCGAAUCCUCUCAAGUUGAGAUACGUCGCCUCGUCUGAGAUACAGGCCGAAAGUGGUAAACUUUUUGACGAUCUCAAUUGGAUUCCGCACAAAUCUAAUAAGAACGACAGCGACACCGGUGUGGAAGAAAGAUUACGGAUACCGGGCGGUGGAUUUGCAAAGAGUAUCUUUAACUUCUUGUCCGACGCCAAGAUUCCUUGCGCCGUGUUGUUUAAAUUUUGCUCCGAAGGAGACAAUACUUCGGACGCGUUGCUUCUGGUGCAUUACUUGGAUCAGUGGAUAGAUGUGUUGGGAACACGUCGCAAAAGUGUCACCUGGAAAUUUCCACCGUCUUGGAAACACUUGUUCGGACGGCCACCUCCACGCGGCAUGUACUGAGCGCUUCGCCGCGUAUUCUGUCGAUCUUGCGAACAACAAUUUUGUUACAGUUUAUAAAAAUUUACAUCUGACACGUAGAUCAGUGCAUAUUUGUUAUUUUAAAAUA